This is a messenger RNA of Daphnia pulicaria, 2371 nucleotides long. It is a transcript of the gene zyd, whose product is annotated as sodium/potassium/calcium exchanger 3-like. Lineage: Eukaryota; Metazoa; Arthropoda; Branchiopoda; Diplostraca; Daphniidae. The record is from RefSeq and is a predicted model, not a curated record. The transcript is spliced from 8 exons. Gene Ontology annotation, molecular function: calcium channel activity; calcium, potassium:sodium antiporter activity. The coding region runs from base 585 to 2252 and encodes 555 amino acids. Gene Ontology annotation, cellular component: membrane. Gene Ontology annotation, biological process: intracellular calcium ion homeostasis; calcium ion transmembrane transport.
AUUUCGGCUGCCAGUGUCGUUUGAAACUCGUCUCUGAGCGGUCGCGUUCGGUGGUGGCUCUUGUUCGUCUACGUGUGAAUUCUCAUGUGUCUACCUCAGGGCACAUUUGCAUACCCUAAAGGCAGUGCUAGAAAAGCGACAAUUGGAUCGACUGUUGCUACACGUCCGUUUCGCUCCUCUCCACCUCGAGAAAUCUUUACCCUUUACCUUCUCUGCUCGGCAGAGUCACACAUAAAUGGUGGUACGCUUUAAGCUCCAUCUCAUCCAGGACUCCCGCACCCAUGUCAAGGAGCCUUAUGACUUUCAUUUGAAACAACUUCAGUAUCAAAGCGCUCCUUGUUUUAUUGAUUGAUUUUUAUCAGAUUUUUCAUUUUGCCCAGUUUCAAUUCACGUCCAGUUUCCAGUUUGAUUUUUUGUUUGACCAACUUGUAAAAUCUCUUAUCGGUAUAUCAUUUGGUUCGGUGUUUCUUCUUUGAUUUUCGUAACAAAUAACUAUCCUAGGUCGUUUUUUUAAUCAAUCUUGCGUUUAGUAUACCUCCCUUGACAUUUUCUUUUGUCAUUUACUUUUGUUGUUUCGUCGGAAAAUGGUGUGCGGGAGUCCGUCGCGAGGGAGUCUUUUAGUUGUUUUUGUUGUUGUCGCCGUUGUUUUCCAUCCGGCCGUCUCGUCUUUGAAUGUGGACGACGGCUCGGGAGUCUAUUACGAGCGUUAUCCUUUACACGGUCCCAACAAACCCGAUAAUGAGCAAACCAAAUUACCUACCAACGUCUCCAACCGAAAUGAAUCGAUUGGAGAUCAAAGCCAAAAUAAUCUACCCGAUGACCAAGGAUUCUCCGUCAACUGCACGGAGCCGACCAUCCAGGAUUUCCCACCCGACAUGUUUACCCAAGAGCAGCGCCAAAAAGGCGGUGUCGUGGUACACUUUAUUCUGUGCAUCUACACCAUGUUGAUGAUUGGAGUUGUCAUCGACGAAUAUUUCGUCCCUUCGCUAGAAAUUAUCGCCGAAGUUUUGCAUAUGAGUCCCGAUGUGGCCGGAGCGACGAUCAUGGCCAUCGGAACAUCUUCGCCCGAGCUGUUCAUCAAUAUUGUGGGCACGUUCAUCACCCAAGGAGAUAUCGGAGUCGGGACAAUCGUCGGCUCGGCCGCGUUCAAUAUCCUGGCCGCUCCCGCCUGCUGCGGUCUAUUCACCGGCUUUGCUGUACCGCUGGAAUGGUGGCCACUUACACGCGAUUGCGCUAUCUACGGUUCGAUCGUUAUUGGACUGGCCGUGGUCGUAUCGGACAACAGAGUUUUCUGGUGGGAAGCCAUGAUAUUCGUCCUGUGCUAUGGCGUGUAUCUAGCAGUCAUGUUUUCGAACCGAACUUUGGAACGAUGGGCCAACGCGGUGGUUGCGCAAUUCAAAAAGUGUUGCGGCAAGACAAAUGAAGAUGAAACUAACAACAAGGAAAAGGAAGAACAAUUGGCCAUAAAAUCAGGCGACAUGGAGAAAUGCGCCACUAAAGAACAAAUGGAAAUGAAAGAUGCCGAUUCAUUGGAGAGCAGAGGCGGAUCUCCGGAACCCGGUGAACUUCCGAGUGUGGCUGUCGUCGAAGAAGUCGAAGCGGAUGGUCCGGUCAAGUUUUUCCAGUCACCGGAAGGCUCACUGUCGACCAAACUCUACUGGUACGUCAUGUGGCUGGGCAACUUGAUCUUUUUCUUGACGAUUCCGGACGUCCGCCGUGGCAAAGGAUGGCGCCGCUUGUAUCCGCUGGCUUUUUUCAUCUGCAUCCUUUGGAUUGGAACCUUGUCUUAUCUCGUCGCUUGGUUCAUCACCGUUAUCGGCUAUACGCUUGGAAUUCCGGACUCGGCCAUGGGUAUCACAUUCCUGGCUGCUGGCGGGAGCGUUCCGGAAGGAGUGGCUGCAGUCGUAGUAGCUCGCGCAGGCAAAGGUUCGAUGGGGAUAAGCAACUCAGUCGGCUCUAAUACUUUCGACAUCCUUAUCUGCAUGGGUCUGCCGUGGCUGAUAAAGGCGGCCGCCAUGCCCGAAUACCCCGCCGAAGGAAACUUCGUGGCUGUUAACUCUGGAGGAGUCGUUUACAGCGUCUUGAUGCUGUUCUGCACCAUUUUGGUUCUUUAUUUCGCCAUUGCCCUCAACAAAUUUGUUCUUGACAGAAAGAUUGGUGCAAUUUUACUCAUUUCCUACAUGGCUUUUCUCGUUCUGGCAGGCUGCUUCGAAAUGAAUGUCUUUAUGCAAGUUAAUGCACCUCCUUGUUGAGAGUAUAAUAGAUUAAAAUGCAGAAACUGAGAUUGUGUUUUAGGCACCCAAAUUACUGAUAUAUAUUUGCUUGUUGGGGUCACUUGGUUUAUUAAUGCAAUACACAAAUGAAAAGAAAA